Molecule: messenger RNA, 570 nt
Organism: Pseudogymnoascus destructans
Lineage: Eukaryota; Fungi; Ascomycota; Leotiomycetes; Thelebolales; Thelebolaceae
Exons: 2
Coding region: 1-570 (189 amino acids)
Source: RefSeq, a predicted model, not a curated record
AUGGAUUCACUUGUCUCCGAUUAUGCUAAGAAGAUAGAGCUAGAGGGUAAAAGUUCUAGAACUUCCAAGGCAGAGCUUGAAAGUCUAGAAACGAAAAUAUUGGAAACCUCUACAAUCGUGUAUAAUAGCAAGAAAGAGAACGAACCACUCGAACUAAAAGUAAAAGCAAAGGCUGCUAGGGAAGAAAAAGCAGCUGAAAAAGCUGAAAAGGAAGCUAGGGAAAAGGAAGCAGCUGAAGCUAAAGCAAAGGCAGCUAAGGAAGCAGAAGAAGCUACAAAGGCAAAGGCAGCUGAAGCUAAAGCAAAGGCAGCUAAGGAAACAGUUGAAGCUACAAAGGCCACAGAAGAGAAGGCAGCAAAAAAGGCCAAAGAAGAGGCUGAAAAAAAGCCCAAGGAAGAAGAGGAAGAAGAGGCUAAAAAAAAGCCCAAGGAAGAAGAGGAAGAAGAAAAGGAAGAGCCGCCUUCUGAUGACGACAAUGACGACAUAGUUAAUAGACUUCGACAUGGGGAGACUAUUACCAAACUAAAGGAGGAUAUUUCUAUAUCAGUAGAAGUUCUCGUCAAAACAUGA